Molecule: messenger RNA, 735 nt
Organism: Nanorana parkeri
Lineage: Eukaryota; Metazoa; Chordata; Amphibia; Anura; Dicroglossidae
Product: CD151 antigen-like
Exons: 7
Coding region: 1-735 (244 amino acids)
Cellular component (GO): membrane
Source: RefSeq, a predicted model, not a curated record
AUGGAAAAGCAAUCCUCGGACAAGCUGAUCUGUAUUAAGGCCGGAUUCUUCUUCGUCAUCCUGUUCUUCUGGGCGAGCGGCGUCGCCUUGAUUUGUCUGGGCGCCACGGUACAGAUGAAGCUGUCGGACGUCUCUGUGGUCAUCGCCGAGACCUCCUCCGGAGCCCCUCUGGCCCUAACCAUUUUGGGAAUGGUCAUCUUCUUCCUGUCUGGAUUUGGUGCCGUGGCCGUGAUCAAAGAAAACAGCCUCUUGAUAAAAAUCUUCACAGGGGUCAUGCUGCUGGUGUUCGCCAUAGAGAUCAUAGUGGGGAUAUCGGCGUAUUCCUACAGGGACAUGCUGCAGCGCGAUGUACUUCAGAGGUUUAUGAAGAUGCUGGACAGAUAUGGAAAAGACAAGUCGAUAAGUCGAGGGUUGGACGGUGUCCAGCAAGAGUUCCAGUGCUGUGGAGCCAGGAAUUACACUGACUGGUUCAGAAAUGUCAGUUCUGCGGCGUCCCCCGACUCUGUGCCCCCCAGCUGCUGCAAGACCAUACGACCGAAGUGUGGAGAGAAUGCGGAGGCAACGUGUGUCCUCCUUGUCUUGCAGGGCUGUGUGUUGAAGAUGCAGAUGUGGAUAUCGGAUCACGUUGAAGUGAUUGGCGCGGUGGGAGUUGGACUCGGCUUCUCACAGAUCUUCGGGAUCCUCUUCUCCUGCCUCCUUGUGAAGAUUCUCCAGGAGAACUACGUGUCCAUGUGA